Entamoeba invadens IP1 is the source of this 1041-nucleotide messenger RNA. RefSeq lists its product as hypothetical. The transcript has a single exon. Bases 1 to 1041 code for a protein of 346 amino acids. The record is from RefSeq and is a predicted model, not a curated record. Lineage: Eukaryota; Evosea; Mastigamoebida; Endamoebidae.
AUGAGUAAACUGGACAAAUACAAUGGUAUGAUUGUUUCAAGUUAUUUUAAAACGGUUUCUGAUUUUAUAAAGUUCUUAUUUGUAUGUAAAAAAUUUGUAGAUAACAUGGAGAAGUUUCAUUACAACCCAGUUCCUUUAACUUUACGUUCUAUCUCUUUUUUCCCUAAAAUAGAGACUCUUUGCUUAUACACUCCUUCAGAUGAAAACUUUGGCGUCUUUUCUCGCCAUCCGAAUAUUCUCCGUCUUUUGCUCCAGAAACCACGCGAAUUUUUUAAAGUACGAGUUCUUUAUGAUUUUGACUAUUUUGAGUCAUUGAAAUAUCCAAGUGACAAGUUUGAUUAUAAAAAAUUAACCUUUACAUAUACAGACAAAGACCGAAUUUUCAAGGAAACAACAAAAAAUGUUGUAAUUCCAAAAACAGUCAAAAAACUGGGUACUGAAAGUUUUAGUAGUUUUUAUAAAUUAGAACGUGUGAACAUUCCACCAAAUGUAGUUUUUAUUGGUGAAAGUUGUUUUAAGACAUGUUAUAAUAUAACAACAUUAACACUUCCAUCCAACUUGACUGAAAUUGGCGCGGUUGCUUUUGCUACAUUAGAGUCUUUAAAAAGCAUAAUAAUUCCAAAGUACAUCACUUCUUUAAAAGCUUAUACUUUUGCUGAUUGUCGUGAACUUGUGGAUGUAGAACUUCCUGAACAUCUUGAAAUAAUUGAGAAAUGUUGUUUUAAUAAAUGUCAAAAGCUACAGAAUGUGAUAAUACCAAAUGGUGUUUCAGAGAUUGGAAACAAUGCCUUUGAAGGGUGUGCUAUGAGUCAAAUAAGUAUUCCAACUUGUUUAAAAACUAUAGAAAAAUUUACCUUCUAUGGGUGUAAAAAUCUGGUGGAAGUAAAAGGUUUGGAAUGUGUAAUAACAUUUAAAACAUUUGCUUUUGGUGGACAUACUAAACUCAAUAAAGUUGAAAUUGACAAAACCGCAAUAUUGGAAAAUGAUGCAUUUGGAGAGCAAAUUAAUGUUGUUAGAAUCGAUUCACAUCAGUUUAAAUAA